This is a messenger RNA of Paramecium sonneborni, 1148 nucleotides long. Lineage: Eukaryota; Ciliophora; Oligohymenophorea; Peniculida; Parameciidae. The record is from the annotation of a GenBank genome assembly.
AUGUAAAUUCUUUUCACUCCAGGACCUCUUUUAACAACUAAAACUGUUAAAGAAGCUGCUUUAGUUGAUAUGGGUUCAAGAGAUCCAAAAUUUAUCUAAAUAAUUCAAAAUAUUAGAUCGAGUUUGUUGAAAUUAUCAAAUGUAGAUGAAAAAGAUUAUACAGCAGUACUUCUCUAAGGAAGUGGUACAUAUGCAAUUGAAGCAACAUUUCAUACUGUAUUGAAAAGAGAAACAGAUAAGUAAUUAAAUCAAAUUUUGAAAUUAGAGUACUUGUAGUUUCAAAUGGAGCUUAUGGAGAGAGACAAGCUAAAAUAUUAUCUGCUAUAAAUAAAAAAUAUGUAAAAUUAUCAUAUGAUGAAAAUCAAAAAUGUGUAAUUGAAGAUAUCAUUAAAGCAAUUUAAGAAGAUCCAGAAAUUACUCAUUUAAGUAUGGUACAUUCUGAGACAACUUCUGGAAUUAUUAAUGAUAUUGAUUUUAUUCACAAAUUAAAUAGAAAAGUAGUAUUUAUAUUGGAUGCUGUCAGUUCAUUUGGAGCUUAUGAAAUUCCAGUUUCAAAAUUAAAUAUCGAUUUCUUAAUAUCAACAAGCAAUAAAAAUAUAUAAGGUUUACCUGGAUUUGCCUUUGUAAUUGCAAAUAAAUAAUUAUUAUCUCAAUGCAAAGGCAAUGCUAAUUCUUUAGUACUUGAUCUAUAUGAUCAAGAAGAAUAUAUGCUUAAAACUUCAUAGUUCAGAUUUACACCUCCAACACAUGUAUUAAGAUGCUUUGAAUGUGCCUUAAAAGAAUUUGAAGAAGAAGGAAGCAUUAAAGGAAGAUAAAAAAGAUAUACAGAAUUAUAACAAUUUUUAUCGUAAGAAAUGCAAAACUUGGGAUUUAAACUUUUCGUUGAUCCUAAAGAUUAAGGUUGUAUUAUAACUACAUUCCUCUUCCCAAAAGAUCCCAAAUUUAAUUUCAAUUGUAAUAAAUAAUUAAUAUCUAUAGAAUUUUAUGAUUAUUUAGCAAACAAAAAUCUUAUUAUUUAUCCUGGAAAAAUGACUAAGGCAGAAACCUUUAGAAUAGGCUCUAUUGGUGCCUUAACAAUGGAUCAUAUGAUAUCACUUAUUGAAGAAAUUAAAACAUACAUAACAGAUACAAAUUUGUAAGUUUCAUGA